ACUUUGCACCCUCACACGCGAACAAAUAUAUAUGCCCUAUAUUAUAUAUUUUAUAUAGAUAUAUCACUCAUAUGCAUGUACAUGUAUACAUGUAUAUGCAUGCACAUCCAUAGAUGUACGAUCUAUAAACAGCUAGCAGGCCGCUAGCUUGCUAGCGCACCAGAUGAAUAGACCCAUCUAGCUAUAGCGGGAGAAGGGGGUCUUUGUCCUUGUCCCUCCCUCUGCCGUCUUAUAUCUACCAGACUGAUAACCUUGCCCUUCACCAUCCUCUCUCUCUCUCUCUCUCUCUCUCUUAUGCAUAAAUUUCUACUUUCCCAGAUUUGCUCCUAUUUUCUCCUUUUAUAACCGCUCGUAACCAAUCAAAGAGAGCCAGAUCCAAGGUGGUUGUUAGAUUGUCAAUCAAUCAAUCAAUCAAUCAAUCAAAUCAAUCAGUCAUCUUGCCAAUCAAAUUAAAGGAGAAAAGAAAAGAAGGAAUCAAAGAUGUCUACCUCUUCCGCUACUCCUUUGUCGCAGCAGCAGCAGCAGCAUCAGCAGCUCCAGCAACAGCAGCUGGACCACCUCCCUCCCUCCGAACAGCUCUGCUAUGUCCAUUGCAACAUCUGUGAUACCAUCCUCGCAGUGAGUGUUCCUAGCACAAGUUUAUUGAAGAGCAAUACGGUUACAGUUCGAUGCGGCCACUGUACCAAUCUCCUGCCGGUGAACAUGCCAGGGCUGCUGCCACCAUCAGCUUAUAAUCAGCUUCACCAACUGGGUCACACUUUCUUCUCCCCAUCUCAUCUUCUGGAAGAGAUCUCAAACCCAUCUCUGAACUUCUUGAUGAAUCAGAUGAACCCAAAUGACAUUACCGUGUCCGCUCGAGGAGGAGGAACUGAUGAUCUUCCAAGACCACCACCUAUUAACCGACCUCCGGAGAAGAGACAGAGAGUCCCCUCUGCAUACAAUCGCUUUAUAAAGGACGAGAUCCAACGCAUCAAGGCUGGAAAUCCCGAUAUAUCCCACAGAGAAGCUUUUAGUGCGGCUGCCAAGAAUUGGGCUCACUUUCCUCACAUCCAUUUUGGCCUCAUGCCCGAUCAGACGAUGAAGAAGACUAACGUGCGCCAGCAGGUGCCCAAUGCACCCUCCUCCAUCUUCUCCUAGCUAGCUCCACGCACCUUAGACACAGCCCAGAAUACUGAAUCUGACAUUUCUUCUCUGGUCUGUAUUGGCCAUUGCCUCUCCACGUGAGCAGGAAGGGGAGGACGCUCUCAUGAAAGAUGGCUUCCUAGCUUCAGCCAACAUAGGUUUCACUCCUUAGUAGCUCCCCAGCUAUGUGCAGUUCUUCUGGGUUCUCCUAGUUUGUUUCCUCUCUCAGUUUCUUGACAACCCUUCUGGCCUAGAGAUGGUCGGAGGAUCGAUCUUUUGGUCGGAUACUGUCUUAAUUUCCUAUGUAUUGUGCAUGUACUUUAAACUUUUUUAAUUAUCUGUCUAUCUAUUUUUUCUUAAUAUUUAAUGGAAGACCCUACGCACCCUUUAUGCUUGUCGCCAAA
Messenger RNA from Malania oleifera, 1526 nucleotides. RefSeq names its product axial regulator YABBY 1-like. The transcript has 6 exons. The record is from RefSeq and is a predicted model, not a curated record. NCBI's taxonomy places the organism in Eukaryota, Viridiplantae, Streptophyta, Magnoliopsida, Santalales, Ximeniaceae. Gene Ontology annotation, cellular component: nucleus. Gene Ontology annotation, biological process: multicellular organism development; polarity specification of adaxial/abaxial axis; abaxial cell fate specification. The coding region runs from base 481 to 1137 and encodes 218 amino acids.